UCUUGGGGGCGCUUGUCAACACACACGGCGGUGCGGCGCGAAAUACGAUCACAAAUUUGUCGUUACAAAUCCAGUACAAAACUUCUAUUUGCGUAAGUAAUGUGAUAAACUUCACGUUUCCUGUCGUUGGUGAAGUAAAUAGCAGUGAUCAUCUCUAUGAACUGCCACGUUGUCCUGCACAAGCUGAAAGAUAUGUACAGAGUAACCGAUCUGGAAGACGCCUUGCCAGUUACGCCAGCCAAGUCAGUUCAUGUGGAAGUCUGUCAAAAUCCCUGCAGCACAGUGCACAGGGAAUCUAUCAAGGAUCAUGUCACCAAGUUGCUUCACAGACAGCGGGUGUCGUAUGGGGACAUGAACCUGACGGAGUUUGACGAUCCGUAUCUGAAGGAGCACGUCAAGUGGAUUGCAAUAUGCGACACAGAGUUGGAUGGCUCUGGUAAACAGGCCAUUGAUCUGUGUCAGUCAGAGCUGCAUCUGCAUGUUUUCCAACUGUCCAAUGAGGAGCCAGGGAUGGAGGAAUUGGAAGGCGAGGAGAUGGCAGCUGCCUCCCAUUGGCUGCUUCCAGCAGCGGACUUUGAGGGAAUCUGGGACAGUCUCGUCUUUGACACUCACAUCAAAUCCCACCUGCUGCACUAUGCCACCACAACGCUGCUGUUCUCUGACUGCAAGGUGGAUCCCAACAUCAUAUCAUGGAACAGGGUGGUUCUGUUGCAUGGUCCACCUGGUACAGGCAAGACCUCAUUAUGCAAGGCCUUAGCACAGAAACUCUGCAUUCGACUAUCAGAUAGGUACACCUAUGGCCAGUUGAUUGAGAUCAACAGCCACAGUCUCUUCUCCAAAUGGUUCUCAGAGAGCGGCAAGUUAGUCAUGAAGAUGUUCCAGAAGAUUCAGGAGUUGAUUGAUGACACGGAUGCCUUGGUCUGUGUGCUCAUUGAUGAGGUUGAAAGCCUGACAGCAGCCAGAAAGAGUUCACUGAACGGCACGGAGCCCUCUGACGCAAUCCGUGUAGUCAACGCCCUACUGACACAGAUUGAUCAGAUCAAACGACAUCCUAAUGUCCUGAUCCUGACCACAUCCAACGUGACGGAAGCAAUUGAUUUGGCCUUUGUUGACCGAGCGGACAUCAAGCAGUACAUCGGCCCGCCAUCGGCGUCGGCCUGCUUCAAGAUCUACCACUCCUGCAUCAAUGAGCUCAUGCGGGCCCGUAUCAUCAGCCCCGCCCAGCAGCUUCUUGACCUAAGGGCCCUGGAGGUCAUGAGGUUUAUAGAGAACGAUGCCACUAAACUCAGUCUGAAACUCAAGGAAAUUGCCUGUAAGAGUGAAGGGCUGAGUGGACGAACACUGAGGAAGCUGCCAUUCCUUGCUCACGCUCUCUACGUAAAGGCUAACCCGGUAUCUCUGGAGGACUAUCUCAAUGCCCUCUCAGAUGCCGUGGACAAGCAGUUCAAAGAACGGCAGCAGCUGAAAGAUACGUAAAGGUUCAUUCCUUUCCCAGCUACUGUGUCAUCCUUCCUCUUUGGUGUACUCGCCCCCUUGUGUCCCUAUGGAGUCCAACUACUUGCGAGGGAUCACUACAAUCCGAACAAAAGAUGUCUGUGUUUGAUAUCCUGAAACUAGGGAAAACAUUUAGUCGUUUUUUCAAGGUGUUAUCAGUGAUAAGCAGCGAAUAAAUAUGUGCUUGGCUAGGGGCCUGGAGCCAGUUUUAAACUACUUGUUUAAUACCUGCCAAGUACAUAUUUAUUCCCAUUCAUAAAUACCUUGAGGUCAAAAACUCAGAACGAGUUCAAAAUUCACAAAUUUUCCAAUGAUUUUGUUCAACAGUUUUACCCUAUGUUUUGUGAAACACCCCUAUUUUACAUGUCUGCGGUAUGUAACUCACGAGCGUAGUGCUAAAAAAAAUCGCGCAAAGAAAUUCGCACGUACUGCGCGAUGUGGCGCAGAAUGCAGCGGGGGUUUAGCAGCUGUUUAAAACCACCCAUGUGACUGGCUCUCGACCAAUAGGAAUUGGUAUUUAUGUACUGAUCCUUAGAUCCGAAUGCUCAGCAUGGGAAAAGCAAGAAGGCCAAACAGUGAACUGAAGAAACAGGAGGGUCAACUUUUUACUGCUUGACAAUAAAAUAUUUGGUUAACCAGGUUUUCUCUUCAUCAUAUUUAACUUAUUAAAGGACUUUAAGGAAUAUUGUAUGUAGUCAUCUUGUAAAUAAACUCAUGGAUUAAUUUUGUUAGUAAAACUGUGCAGCAGAAACUUUGUUGCAAUGUUUUAAAUAAAGCCAAAACAAAGACACGAUUUAAA
Messenger RNA from Patiria miniata (bat star), 2293 nucleotides. It is a transcript of the gene trip13, whose product is annotated as pachytene checkpoint protein 2 homolog. Bases 157 to 1476 code for a protein of 439 amino acids. Gene Ontology annotation, cellular component: nucleus; chromosome. NCBI's taxonomy places the organism in Eukaryota, Metazoa, Echinodermata, Asteroidea, Valvatida, Asterinidae. Gene Ontology annotation, biological process: meiotic recombination checkpoint signaling; reciprocal meiotic recombination. The record is from RefSeq and is a predicted model, not a curated record. The transcript has 13 exons. Gene Ontology annotation, molecular function: ATP hydrolysis activity; ATP binding.